This is a messenger RNA of Brienomyrus brachyistius, 3007 nucleotides long. RefSeq names its product optineurin-like. The record is from RefSeq and is a predicted model, not a curated record. Gene Ontology annotation, biological process: regulation of canonical NF-kappaB signal transduction. Bases 1 to 2091 code for a protein of 696 amino acids. The transcript is spliced from 13 exons. Gene Ontology annotation, molecular function: K63-linked polyubiquitin modification-dependent protein binding. Gene Ontology annotation, cellular component: cytoplasm; nucleus. NCBI's taxonomy places the organism in Eukaryota, Metazoa, Chordata, Actinopteri, Osteoglossiformes, Mormyridae.
AUGACUUCCGUUUAUCAGAAGUCAGACAGCGAUCCUCCGCAGAACCCCUCUCAGGUGCAUGAGAAAGGCCAGGGGGGCGACCAUAGCUUGCAGGAGGAGACGCUUCAGCAGAUGAAGGUCUUAAUAAAGGAAAACAUGGACAUGAAGGAUUCCUUGAAACAGAACAGCUCCUCAAUGAAGGAACGUUUAGAGGAGCUGCUGGCCUGGAAGGAGAGGCAGGUGCUAGAAAAGGAACUUCUAGAGGGGAAGCUGAUGGAGGCCAUGCGGCAUUUGGAGGCCCUCACCAAAAUUAACAAGGAGCAGCAGGAGGCUGCAGUGGCAGAGGACUCAGAGGUGGAGAAUCUGAAGGUCCUGAUGGCCAAGCUUAAGGCAGAGAAGACCGACUUGGUGGCCAUGAAUUCUGAACUUCAGCUGAAGCUGAGCCAGAGGUUCCCCGAAGAUUUUGUGGCAGUCCAGUUUGCGGAAUGUACAGAGAUAAACAGGGCACACGAUUUACUGAUCAGCCAGAAAGAUUCAACAUUUUGCACCGUGAAACAUGAAGAGAGGACGGUGAGCCGACUGCUGCAGUCCCUGAGAAUGGAGACAGAGAAGGUAGAAAAGCUGCAUCAUGAGCUCCAGGCUGUGAGGAACAGAAUGCUAGAACUGGAGUCAUGGACACAUUUGAAGGGCAAAAAUGAGACCCAGAACUCUGGGUGCAUGGAGGACAAUGACCACUGCUGUAGGUCCAAUACCAGCACUAACAUGGAUGGACAAAUCCAGUAUGGACCCUCUGUGACAGGAGAUGGGUCUUAUACAGAGGUGGAGAGCCUUAAGGUCCAGACACAGACACUUGUCAAGGAUCUGCAUGGUCUGCAGUCCAAGCUAGAAGAUUCAGAAGACAUGAAGAAGAGCCUGCAUGACAAAUGCAGGGACAUAGAAGGAGAGAGGAACCAGCUGAGAGCACAGCUGGUGGACAAACAGCAGCGGUACGAGAAGACAGUGUCACAGGUGAAGGAGAUGCAGCAAGAGAACAAGAAACUUAAUGAACAUAUGGAGGAGAAAAAGCAGGAAAACAAUAAGCUCAGAGCACAGCUGGCAGAGAAGCGGCAGGGAAACGAGAAGAUGGAGUCACAGAUAGAGUCAAAGCAGUGGCAGUGUGAGAAGAUGGAGUUACAGCUGGAGAAGAAGCAGCAGGAGAACAAUAAGCUCAAAGUGCAGCUAGAGAAGACACAGCUGGAGAAUAAGAAGAUGGAGUCACAGCUGGAGGAGAAGCAGCUGGAGAACAAGAAGCUAAAAGUGCAGCUGGAAGAGAAGUGGAUAGAGAAUAAAAAGAUGGAGUCACAGCUAGAGGAGAAUAAGAAGAUGGAGUCGCAGCUGGAGGAGAAGCAGCAGGAGAACAAGAAGUUAAAAGUGCAGCUGGCAGAGAAGCAGCAGGAGAAAGAGAAGAUGGAGUCACAGCUAGAGGAGAAGCAGCAGGAGAAUGAGAUGCUGAAAAAACAGUUAGACAACAUGAGCUCCUGUAUGAAGACAGAGCAGAAUAACGCUGAGGAGGGGAGAAGGAAUUUCGCUCAGCUGAAGGAUGCUCAUGACCAACUGUAUGAGGAAUAUAUGGGGAUGCAGAAGCAAAUCAGAGAAACUAAGGAAGAGAUGAAUGGCCUUAAUGACAGGCUGGGAGCCGCGGAAGAAGCCCUGGUAACCAAACAACAGAAGAUUGACGAGAUGAAGCAGGAAAUAUUCAAGAAGGAGGCGGAACUGGAGACUAUCUCUUUGUUCAAGGCACAGGCAGAAGUGUACUCAUCAGACUUCUACGCAGAGAGAGAAGCAAGGGAGAAGAUCCAUGAGGAGAAGGAGCGCUUGGCUGAGGAGUUGAACAAUAUAAGGAAGGAGAACAUGCAGCUGCAGGAGCAAAUUGAGUGUCUGGGCAGGCAAACCGUGACAAAGCUACAGCUCCGCCAUGGGUCAGUGCCAUGUGGGGCCGGUCCACCAGGGGGCAAUGUAUCUCCAGCUGUCAACCAUGAUUUGGACAUCACUGAGUUCCCUUGCCCCAAAUGCAACGAGAUCCAGCCAGACAUGGAUAGCUUACAGAUCCACAUCAUGGAGUGCAUAACCUGAACUCCGCAGGAGUCCUCAUCUCAGCAAUUUUUACUUAAAAUUCUUCUAGAAUUCCUCUAAAACAGAUUCAGAAACAUUCAAAAGACUGCAACCUCGAAUCAAAUUUUUCUAAAUAAAUUUUUUAUCUUAGGGUGUUAACACUAGAAAAUACAGAGAGCAGAGUUUGUUGCUGGGUUUUGUCUUUGACUGCCUCACUGCUCUUUUCAGGGAACAGGUUUGAAAUUGCUGGUAAUUUCAAUAUCCCAUAAUAUCCCAUAAUGCAAGAUAAAAUCCCAUGUCCCAUGGUUAACUAAUGCAGUUUGUCCUGAAUUUCUUCAGCUUGAAAGUGGAAACCUUGCUGGUGUCUGUGACUGUAAGCACUUGCAUUCUGUAUGUUCUACAGGAUAACAGCACUUCAAGUGGUGAAAUAAGUUGGCAUAAGUUUUCAGCAGGGUUUACAGUAGACAGCACCAGUUUGCAGAAUGUCAUGACUUUAUACUGCAAGAAGUAUCACCACAACACUGACGUCUUCUUGCCUAAUUUAUUCGCAAUAUGUCUUCACCAAAUACCAGAUGAUUGUUUGGAAUUGCGUUUGUUUCUGUGCUAUCAAGAAAGCAAGGUUUUAUUAUCGACAGGUUUAUCAUUUUCUUAUUUAAAUUUUAUAUGAUAAGUCGAUAUAUCAUUUAUAUUGCCCAGCCUGGGACACUGGGCAUGAUUUUAGUGUAAUAAAGUGGGAAUGUGGUGGUACAACAAAUGUAAUUCAGUUGAAGUAAUUUUUCAGUAUUCGUGAAUGGCUCAUGUUUAAUAACAUAUUCAGAAGAGAAUUAUGCAUGUGUUUCAUGUAAUAUUGUAGAUCUGAAAUACAUAUGCAUUGUAAUUAAUAAAUUACAUCAAUGUAUUGUCAUCAGUUAAAUAUACAAUAAAUAUAUACAAUAAA